Penicillium angulare is the source of this 444-nucleotide messenger RNA. RefSeq lists its product as uncharacterized. Bases 1 to 444 code for a protein of 147 amino acids. The record is from RefSeq and is a predicted model, not a curated record. The transcript has 2 exons. Gene Ontology annotation, cellular component: cytoplasm. NCBI's taxonomy places the organism in Eukaryota, Fungi, Ascomycota, Eurotiomycetes, Eurotiales, Aspergillaceae. Gene Ontology annotation, biological process: N-acetylglucosamine metabolic process.
AUGUCUCUUCUGCGACGCACCCCAUCAGACCUAUUCAACUAUAUUAUGUGGCACCGACAUAUCAAAAACGACAAGCAAUACGGGUCGGUCCUAAAAUUCAUAGUCAAGCACAUAUUACUUUCAAAUUGGUACCUAAGUCUUCACCGAUCAGAGUCGGUGUUCACAUUUAUGAAUCGUACCCCGUUCGUAGACAGAUCUGACUUCUGCAUUCGUCGAAAUGAUUGGCCUCAUGCUCUGGAAGUGGGAAUGGUUCAUCUUGUUGCCUGGACCAAAACGCCCAUCAACACUGACGAGAAUGGAGACCCGGACACAGGAUCAUGCGAGGCCAUCACUGACUUUAUCCACCGGGCUUUCUCAGGCCAUAUACAAGAAGGGCAUGUCGUUGAAGACAAUAUCCAGUGGUUUCGCAAUCGCGCGAAGUGGCAGAGUAUGAGGCGUUUGUAA